AUUGGCAUAUUAAUAAUCAAAAUGUCCGUUAGUUGCAACCCUAGAAACAAAUGUAGUAGCAUAGAAUGAAAGUAGUAUAAAAUGAAAAUACUUGAGUACAAGUACCUUAAGAUUGCACUUAAGUACAGUACUUGAGUAAAUGUACUUAGUUAAUUUCCACCACUUGUUAGUCCUACAGGCUGAAUCCUCACCAAGUGAUGCUGUGAUCCUCAUCCCUAAAACAUGACAUCAUCUUUCAGAAAGGCUGGUCCUCAGUCUGUGGGGGGGUUAGACUGAGGGACGUUCAAAACUGCAAAUCACAGACUGUGACCGCACGGCUGCUGUUGCAAAGGGCGUGGGCAUUGCUUUUGUUUUGUUUUUCAUUGCAUCAAGCUUUCAGCAGGUACAUGGAUCCUCCGGGGACAAAGGAUGUAUUAUUCACCUUGAGGCUGCGUGUGAGCAUCGUCACCUGCAAGGAAACGACGAAUUACGGAUGAAGAAACAUUGUGUCGGCUUUUAUUCACCCGCCUGAAACGACUGACACUCGAACGCACCCCUUGCUAGAUAGAUAGUUCAGACCAAAUGCAAUACAAUAAAUAAAUAGAUCCUAAAAUAUUUUUCUCCAGCCUCAACUUGGCUAUUGUUUUUGCUUUCAUGAGCUUCAUAUGGCUUUUAUCAGCGGGACAAAUUUAGGAGAAUAGUGAGGUAAUCGCAGCCGGUUCAAGUCAGAUAUGGCAGUAAGCACAUCAGAGCCGCUCUGUCAGCCGUGCGCUUACCAUGAAGCUUUCAAAGGGGUGAAGGAAAAAGGGGGGAGAUGUCAGACAGACCUACUGAUUUGGUUGCUGUGUGGUCAGUGGAGCUACAGGUGAAGAGACCUCUCAUGCCUGUCCAGCUGAGUCCAGAGCAGGUGGGCCUGGAGAUGUUGUGUCUUUGUGGGCAGCUGGACCUCCUCAUCAGGGCGCAGAUGCAGCAGUUCCAGGAGCAGUUAGGACAAGGCUGUAGCCCAGAGGAGUCAGACACUUUCCAGGCUCAAGGAUCAGAGAUUCUUGACCAGAUGCUGCAGUGCCUUGAACAUCUACCAAAGCCUAUGCCACAGCUGGAGGACUACCUGGACAUGGUGGGUCUAUCGGCUAUGUUUCCUCGUGUAGAGGUGUUCCUCAUUCAAGGCAGCCCAGUGGACAUGCUGGAGAGGCCACCAAUGGACGAAUACUUCUUCCACAUUGCCAAACUGAACCAGCUCCUGGUGCUGAGUCAACAGCUAGAAGAAGAUAUCAGGCACCUUGGAAGUCAUAAAUACAUCGCCCACCAGCUCUCGGUUAUAUAUCAAGUCACCAGCUCUUUCAGAGGAAUUCAGGCUUUCUCUGAGAUAAAGAAAGACAUUGAGGCCAACUUCAAACAGAUGAAACAGUGUCUAGUGGUAGAGGAAGGCUCCAGGCAUGAACCUCAGCUGGCUGCUCAAUACAUCAACUGGAUUUUAGAAAUAACUCAACGUUUAACAUCAGUGGUGUUGUCACUCCCGGAGGAGCUGACAGAAGACCUUCACCAGGCCGUGACCUUCAUGUCACAGUUCCUGUCCUGACUCACCCUGACGAACGCCUCUGUAUCCAUGAAUCCUGACGUUCGGAUGGAGGAGGUGUCUACUGCUUCUAAAUGAACUGAUGUUGUUAUGACUGUGAAAAGGUGCUACACAAUUUGAUUCAACUGACUGAUGGUGGUAUUUUGGAUAGUCUACUUCAUUUACGAAUCAUGUAGGUUUUUAUAUUGUUCUCCUGAAUGUGGCCCAUAUUAGUCCCUAUGGUGAGUCAGUUGUUUGGAAAUGAAUGUAACCUUGUUGAAUCCCUCCUUGCACUACUGUUUUUUUUUUUGUUGUUGUUUUUUUAACCUCAAAUGUAAUAAUAAAUUAAAUGCAAUAGGGAAAUGUG
This is a messenger RNA of Siniperca chuatsi (mandarin fish), 1901 nucleotides long. RefSeq lists its product as uncharacterized. The coding region runs from base 794 to 1558 and encodes 254 amino acids. The transcript is spliced from 8 exons. The record is from RefSeq and is a predicted model, not a curated record. NCBI's taxonomy places the organism in Eukaryota, Metazoa, Chordata, Actinopteri, Centrarchiformes, Sinipercidae.